This is a messenger RNA of Aspergillus mulundensis, 372 nucleotides long. RefSeq names its product membrane magnesium transporter family protein. The coding region runs from base 1 to 372 and encodes 123 amino acids. Gene Ontology annotation, biological process: protein folding in endoplasmic reticulum. NCBI's taxonomy places the organism in Eukaryota, Fungi, Ascomycota, Eurotiomycetes, Eurotiales, Aspergillaceae. Gene Ontology annotation, cellular component: EMC complex. The record is from RefSeq and is a predicted model, not a curated record. The transcript has 3 exons.
AUGGGCUUCAUAACGCGCCUCAUUACAGUCUUUGGGCUUGUCCUGCUCGCUCAUGCUGGUUACUCCGCACAUGAGCAUACAGUCCUCUACAGCAACGUCCACCUAUCCUCGUCCUCUACGGCCCUUCCGCAAGACAUCGUCAUUGAGGCCCUCGUUUCGCUCAUUAUUGUCUCGACAGGGCUAGUUUUCGGCGCGGAGAAGCUGAAGCCUGUAAGUUGGAGUGAGUGGGCUAAGGAGGUUGAGAGGGAGGGUGACACGAGGAAUCCGUAUGCGAGGUUGGAGGAGAGGUACAGCUUCUGGGACGUGAAGGCGAAGAGAAAGGAGUUCGCGGACUGGAUGCGAAGCGGCGCUGAUGCUCCGCUGAAGGGUUGA